Drosophila kikkawai is the source of this 405-nucleotide messenger RNA. RefSeq lists its product as uncharacterized. Lineage: Eukaryota; Metazoa; Arthropoda; Insecta; Diptera; Drosophilidae. The record is from RefSeq and is a predicted model, not a curated record.
CUUCCGCUGAGCUGCUGGGGCUUCCCUAGAAACGAAUUCAGUUCGACACCGAAACCCUACAUAAUAACAUCGAUCUCCCAACUUUUCUUAUUAUUAUAAAUAUUUUUACAAAAAUAAACUGCGACAAUGUUUGAGUGGCUAGACUUGCAAUCUGGAGUAAGUUUCAAGGAUUUGGACGACAUGAAGCGGCGUCUGGUGAAGAAGAUCGGCGAUCUAGAAGCCGCAGGCGUUCGCUGGGGUCGUCGUAUUGGCAUCGACGACGGCAAGGACGAUGCCUUCUUUCGUUACAUGAGGGAGAAGAUCUAGAGUGGUUUGUCAAAAUCAACAAAUAUGUGUGUUGUGGGAGGCAAUGCCCACCCACCCAGUUGAAUAAAAUGCUCUUUGCAUAGUUUCCUUGUUACGAUA